Messenger RNA from Stylophora pistillata, 1522 nucleotides. RefSeq names its product adenosine 3'-phospho 5'-phosphosulfate transporter 1. Lineage: Eukaryota; Metazoa; Cnidaria; Anthozoa; Scleractinia; Pocilloporidae. Gene Ontology annotation, biological process: transmembrane transport; 3'-phosphoadenosine 5'-phosphosulfate transport. Gene Ontology annotation, cellular component: Golgi membrane; endoplasmic reticulum membrane. Gene Ontology annotation, molecular function: 3'-phosphoadenosine 5'-phosphosulfate transmembrane transporter activity. The record is from RefSeq and is a predicted model, not a curated record.
UUGCUGUCAUGGCGGUGGUCAAUAGUUUUGUACGUGGCAAAGUGCAGUGCUAUGAAUAUUCAAUAUGAAAUGAAAAUCCUACCUUUUUGAAUGGUUUGUAGAGGAUUUUGGUAGCUUUUAAGAACGACCGCAGUGUCUGAAGUGUUGACUAUCAAGCACGAUUUCGCAAAUCUCGUUCCACAAUUCAAGAUGUUUCGUGGGGUUCACGCUAUUAGCGUUGUGCGUUCACUAGUUUUGCUACUUUCUGUAGCAAUAUACGGCGUUCAAGUGACAGGAGAUGAAAACGCAGAAAAUACUGAGAGUGACCCAGGAGUAAACGUUAAAGAGGGUGGCCGUGAAGUUUCUGCUGGUGACAACUGGAUCAUGAAUCUGUCAUGGAAUCUUCUCGGGUAUGCGACCAUUAUCAUACCCGGGGCUUUCAUUAUUCGUAUGCUCAAGAACUCAAACUUCAACGAACGAAGCGGAACAGGUUGCCUCUUCCGUUCUGUCCAGCUUUGUGUGUUUGGCUCACCACCGGCUACUUCAAGCAUUGAGGAUGGUGGCAGUAAACCAAGCUCUCCAAAUGAAGACCCUGCUCCACCUGCAGGUUUUUCUCAGACAACUGUCAAGCUUCUUUUUUGUGCCGGAGGCCUUCAAAUAUCUUAUCUCACAUGGGGAGUCUUACAGGAACGAAUUAUGACAAGAACUUAUGAGGAACACAAGGCUGAUGGGACAGUUGAACCUGUGAAAUUCCAAAACUCUCAGUUCCUUGUAUUCAUUAACCGCAUUUUGGCUUUGACUCUAGCCCUUGUUUACAUAGUAUUCACACGACAACCACGUCACACCGCUCCACUGUACAAGUAUUCAUACUCUUCCUUUUCAAACAUCAUGAGCAGCUGGUGUCAGUAUGAGGCACUGAAAUUUGUCAGUUUUCCAACGCAAGUCCUGUGUAAAGCAUCAAAAAUAAUCCCUGUUAUGAUCAUGGGGAAAAUAGUGUCAAAGAAAACGUAUCAAUAUUAUGAAUAUGUUGUGGCAGUUCUCCUUUCUGGUGGGGUUAGCCUCUUUCUCUUGGCAGCUGAUCCAUCUGGAAAGCGCACUGCUGCAGCUACAACAUUUUCAGGUGCUGUUAUUCUCUUGGGGUAUAUGGCGUUUGACAGUUUCACUUCCAAUUGGCAGUCAGAACUUUUCAGUCAAUACAAGAUGUCCUCCAUGCAGAUGAUGUUAGGGACUAAUCUCUUUUCCAGUUUGUUUACAAUGUGGUCAAUGAUUGAAGGUGGUAGCUUCUUGUCCUCAGUUUGGUUCGCACUAAGUCACCCAGAGUUUGCAUUCCAUGCUAUAUUGUUGUCUUUCAUGUCGGCAACAGGACAGCUGUUUAUUUUUUACACCAUUCAAUCAUUUGGUCCAAUUGUCUUCACCAUUAUCAUGACCACGCGGAUGAUGCUGAGCAUACUUCUGUCUUGUAUCCUGUAUAACCACCCUCUGACAGCUCAAGCUGUGUUUGGUGUGAUUAUUGUGUUUGUGGCUCUAUUUUUGCGAGUGUAUG